Messenger RNA from Notothenia coriiceps (black rockcod), 2096 nucleotides. It is a transcript of the gene tbc1d20, whose product is annotated as TBC1 domain family, member 20. Lineage: Eukaryota; Metazoa; Chordata; Actinopteri; Perciformes; Nototheniidae. Gene Ontology annotation, molecular function: GTPase activator activity. The coding region runs from base 399 to 1598 and encodes 399 amino acids. The transcript is spliced from 8 exons. Gene Ontology annotation, biological process: endoplasmic reticulum to Golgi vesicle-mediated transport; positive regulation of GTPase activity. Gene Ontology annotation, cellular component: endoplasmic reticulum membrane. The record is from RefSeq and is a predicted model, not a curated record.
CGUCAUCAUUCAGGCUGAGUAGGGAGGCUAGCUAAAGCUGAUGUAUCCUAUUGGUCGUUUCCGUCAAUGUAAACAUGCAGCAGUGUCAGCGGUGUAAACUGUAUUGCUUAAGCGGCGUUUCCUUAUUGUUUACAGCUUUAUCUGAAGUCUGAAUAAUAAUGGCAGUGUGGCUGAAAAUAGCAGUCUCGGAACCAGGGCAGAGUAGUGUUAGCUUGAUAACUAGCUAGCACUAAAUAGCUUGCUAACUAUCUGGUUGUGUUUGUAUGAGGCUGGCCUUGCUAAUUAGAUAGCUAGCUUCCCAUUGGUAGCCAUGAAGGGCUAAAUUCAGGUUAGAGAGGCAAAGAUAGAAGGAUGGCAAGUCAUGUAAUCUAACAAGGACUUAUCGAGAAGUGGAGAAAAUGAAUAAAUCCAGAAGGGACGGGGCUUCGUCACCUGCGAAUGGAAGACAGGGCAAUGACUGGGAUACCAGACGGAAAAGGAAAAUUGCGGACAUCACACAGGCCCUCAGUGUGAGUCCAGUGGAUGUUGCUGCUUUAAGAAGGAUGGCUAUCAGUGAAGGAGGACUGCUGACCGAUGAGAUCCGCUGUCAAGUCUGGCCUCGGCUUCUCAACGUCCCUCCUCAUGUCUUGGAACAAGAGCCAGAAAAGGUAGACCGGGAGGAUAACAAGGACUACAACCAGGUGCUGUUGGAUGUCCAGCGAUCUCUGCGGAGGUUCCCACCUGGUAUGCCAGACGAACAGAGAGAGGGUCUCCAAGAAGAACUAAUAGACAUCAUCCUCGUAGUUCUGAAACGCAAUCCCCAGCUGCACUACUACCAAGGGUACCAUGACAUCGUUGUCACCUUCCUAUUGGUCCUUGGAGAGCGCCUUGCAACUGCUCUUGUGGAAAAGCUCUCCACCCAUCACCUCAGGGACUUCAUGGAUCCUACCAUGGACAACACAAAACACAUUCUUAACUAUUUGAUGCCCAUCAUUGAAAGAGUCAACCCUGAGGUGCAUGACUUCAUGCAGCAGGCUGAGGUGGGGACAGUCUUCGCUCUCAGUUGGCUCAUCACCUGGUUCGGCCACGUGCUUUCAGACUUCCGCCAUGUUGUCCGGUUGUAUGACUUCUUCCUGGCCUGCCACCCAUUGAUGCCCAUAUACUUUGCUGCUGUGAUCGUACUGUACAGGGAAGAGGAGGUUUUUGAGUGUGAAUGCGAUAUGGCCAUGGUUCAUCACCUGCUCUCUCAGAUUCCCCAGGAUCUGCCAUAUGAGACCCUCAUCAGCCGAGCAGGAGACCUCUUUGUCCAGUUCCCUCCCUCUGAAAUGGCCAGAGAGGCCGCCUCGCAUGACAGCAUGGCAGCCUCUACCUUUAAGGACUUUGACCUUGCGUCAACUCAGCAGCGGCCAGACUCUGUUCUCCGGCGCCGGCGCAAACAGAAACAGGCUGCCCUGGAGAGAUCAGCUGCGAACGCUGUAGUGACGGUGGCACAACCUUCAGCUGCACGCCGCUUUGUUCGCCUGGCUGUCAUGGGUCUGACGGUGGCUUUAGGGGCUGCAGCCCUCGCCGUGGUCAACAGCGCCCUGCAGUGGGCCCCCAAACUGGACUUGUUUCCUUGAGCUGCUCCUCUUUCGACUCCUACGCUCCAACAUACCGGUCCUUGACUGACUCCAGCUGGUGGGUCUGUUCCCAAUAAACUUGAAUGAAUGAAAGCAGGAACAAUACAGUCAAUAACACUGUCUGGAGCGUCUUACGCUACUGUUAUCUGCUAGGAUGUGUCUUCACAUCCUAUGCAGGACUUCUAAGGCUCCAUCUGAAGGUCCUUUUUAUGACUCCUGAAGAUCACGCACCAGUAUUAUUGCUGGUGUUAUCAAAUGAAGCAUUCAUCCUGCUAUAAUGAAGAGACUCUUUUUCUAAGAACUAUUACUGAUAGUGUCAUUAUUAAAGUAUAUUUAUAUUUGGUAAUAGGAUAAUCUGCUAUUGAGUUCUAAUCACAGAGAUAUAUGCUGAAAUAUUGUUGGACUCGCUACACUUGAAACUGCUGCCAAUUAAUUGUGUGUGUGUGUGUGUGUGUGUGUGUGUGUGUGUGUGUGUGUGUGUGUGUGUGUGUGUGUGUG